Aspergillus clavatus NRRL 1 is the source of this 1497-nucleotide messenger RNA. RefSeq names its product c-14 sterol reductase (gene erg24B). Gene Ontology annotation, biological process: ergosterol biosynthetic process. Bases 1 to 1497 code for a protein of 498 amino acids. The transcript is spliced from 3 exons. Gene Ontology annotation, cellular component: endoplasmic reticulum membrane. The record is from RefSeq and is a predicted model, not a curated record. Gene Ontology annotation, molecular function: Delta14-sterol reductase activity. NCBI's taxonomy places the organism in Eukaryota, Fungi, Ascomycota, Eurotiomycetes, Eurotiales, Aspergillaceae.
AUGGCGUCGAAAAAGUCUGAUGACAAGCCCAAGGUUCCCAUUCAACCUGUUCCGGAGAAGCGUGGCUAUGAAUUUCAGGGGCCCAUUGGAGCUUUCGGCAUCAUCUUCGGCCUACCUGUUCUGAUCUACGCCUUCACGUUCCUCUGUAACGAUAUCUCUGGCUGUCCCGCGCCAUCCCUUCUUUAUCCCUCGACAUUUUCAAUUGAUAAGCUGAAGCAGGAGGUGGGCUGGCCACAGGAUGGGAACAGAGCGUUUUACGACACUCGAGUCACUCAGUGGGUGCUGAGCUACUACCUUUUGAGCUUGUUCCUGCAAGUGUUCCUCCCUGGCACCGAAGUCGAGGGAACUGAGCUUGCCUGUGGAGGACGGCUUAAAUACAAGUUCAAUGCUUUCCUGUCGGCUGCCUUGAUCCUGUCGGGAUGUGCAGUUGGCACAUAUUUGAACGGUGCAGACUUCGUGGUUUGGACUUUCCUGUGGGAUAACUAUGUGCAGGUGAUCACAGCAAAUCUGAUAAUCUGCACUGUCAUUGCAUUCUUUGUCUACGUGAGGAGCUUCUCAGUUCCCGCUCCUGGUCAGCUGAACCCCGAGCUUCGGCAAUUAGCCCCUGGGGGCCACACUGGCAAUGCAUUGUACGAUUUCUUCAUCGGCCGGGAGCUCAACCCCCGCAUCGAGCUGCCCAUCCCGUUCGUGAGCAAGACGGCGCGGACCAUUGACAUCAAGUCGUGGUGUGAGAUGAGGCCCGGUCUGCUGGGAUGGAUCAUUCUCAACCUGUCCAACAUCGCUCAUCAGUACCGCACCCACGGCUACAUCACCGACUCGAUUGUCUUCGCGACUGUGUUCCAGGCAUUCUACGUUCUGGAUGGCCUUUACAUGGAGCCGGCCCUUUUGACGACGAUGGACAUCAUCAUGGAUGGGUUUGGUUUCAUGCUUUCCUUUGGCGAUUUGGUCUGGGUUCCAUUUCUGUACAACUUCCAGACCAGAUACCUCUCCGUCUAUCCCUACGAGCUCGGUCUGAGCGGAAUCCUCAUUGUUCUGGCCGUGACUGCAGUGGGCUACUCGAUCUUCCGCGGCGCCAACAACCAGAAGAACCGCUUCCGCACCAACCCCGACGACCCCCGUGUGAAGCAUAUCAAGUAUAUCAAAACGGCCACUGGCUCCAAGCUAAUGACGUCCGGCUGGUGGGGCUGUGCGCGCCACAUCAACUACCUUGGCGAUUGGAUCAUGUCUUGGUCUUACUGCCUCCCUACCGGUAUUGCCGGUUAUGCUAUCAUCGAGAGCAUCAGCCCGUCAUCUGGAGAGAUUCAUAGGCAGGCCGUGCAAACACCCGAGGCUCGCGGCUGGGGAAUGGUGUUCACGUAUUUCUACAUGAUUUACUUCGGCGUGUUGCUGAUUCACCGGGAACGCCGUGAUGAAGAGAAGUGCAAGAGGAAGUACGGCGCCGACUGGGACCGUUAUACAUCCCUUGUCCGAAGCCGGAUCAUUCCGGGUAUCUACUAA